GAAUACUGCACAGCCUCUCAUCAGACAUCCAUCCAUUCCAGGUAGCACCCCUGUCGUUCAACCAACUGACUGCCUCGAGGCCAUCCCGCGGUCAUUUCGCUCAAUGUCCCAAGCCCCACCGUGCCGCACAGUGCCCGGUCUUCUCUUCUUCACUCCCACAGCACUCUCUGCCGCCGGCCGAUUCUCCCCGUCGUAUAUUCCAUCCUCUAUCCUUCUUAUUUCGGCCGUCAAUUUCAGUACCAAGCUCAUCCAUAUGAUGGUCGUCCAGUACUCCGUCACUGAUCACCGUCGUCCCACUAGCAUUUUUUACUCCCCCAAUCACCUUCUUACACCGCUUCUGUAUUUGCCCUCUUCACUCUCCAGGUAUGGCCAUCGAAUGACAAAGGGAAACCUACGCCUCCGCUCUCGCACGUUUCUCUUCCACCACUCUCUUUUCGGUCGGAACAAGUAUCAUUUCAUAUUCUGGAAUGUUCAGCCAUAUCCAGCUCACCAAAGGACUUUCCCCACAUACGCCCGACGAUCUCCGCCCUCUUUUAUGUACCGCGAUAACUAAUACGUGUGGGGGAACGUCCCUCCUUUCAUAAACAGCGUCGCCACCGCCAGGGCAUCCCAAUAUCUCCUGUGGGAUUCCGAUCCUAUAUACAUAACGUCAAUCACUCGCCACGGGGCCUGAACCAGGCGACCCUUCAAGCUCCACCAUUCUCUUCGACUGACACGUACAUAAGUGGAGU
Molecule: messenger RNA, 731 nt
Organism: Suillus discolor
Lineage: Eukaryota; Fungi; Basidiomycota; Agaricomycetes; Boletales; Suillaceae
Exons: 3
Coding region: 104-553 (149 amino acids)
Source: RefSeq, a predicted model, not a curated record